CAACAACGAUAUUACAGGAUUUUUCAAUUCCACUUGUAGAAAACAUUGAAUUUCCCGCAGAUUUUUAGUCACAAUUUAAAGAUGCUUCUCAAAGUUGGAUUUAUUAUAUGCCUGUGUAUAUCAGGUACAUCGUUGGAGAGAGGCAACAAGAAAACAAUCAGAGAACAAGAGGCUAACUUAGAAACAAACACAAAACAAUAUGAUUUGGAAGACAAUUUGGGAUUCAAUGAGAAGAGAAACAUGACUUGGUUUGGGCAUGAAAAUUAUGAACAAGAAAGGAUAAAAGAAACAUGGAAUGAUGAAUCUAAUACUGGAGAAUUUGCAAAUGUAGAAACAUAUGUAAUGGGAGAUGAUGUUAAAGUACAACUGAAAAACAACUGUGAUUUUUGUAAUUGUAUUAACUGGAUUUUGAACAGUAUCUCCUGUGAUUGCCGUCAGUAUAUGUUAAAUAAGACAUGUACAAAUUUAAGUGAACUUGUUUCCUGCAUCCCAUAUAUCACCUUUUCUCUUGAUAUUUCUGGAUUUAAUUUUGGCACCAUACAAAAUGGAUCAUUUAGCAACUUGCCAGAAUUGACAGAUUUGUCGCUUACUGAUUGUAAUAUUACAAGAUUGGAGCCAGAUGCUUUCAAAGGUAUUAAGAACUUGGAGAGGUUAAGGAUUGUCGACAUUGGAAAAAAUAAAGAAGGUAUAUCAAACCUAAAUUAUCAUUUGCUUCGCAAUUGUGACACAAUUCAAACAUUAACUCUUGGAAAAGUAAGAAACAUUGAAAAUGAUACAUUCUCAGCUGUUGCAUCCCUUAAAAAACUUAUUUUACAACACAAAGGCAUAUUGGAGCAUUACAAGCCAUUCCAGGCAUUACAUAAUUUGCGAUUCCUUGUUCUCAGUCAGAUAGGAUUAAGGAGAAUCCCAGAUGUCAUUUUAUCAUAUCUUGUACGUUUGGAAAAACUUCAUUUAGAAAACAAUGAAAUAACUAGUCUCAGUUUCAAGGGGAACCUUGGUCCACGUAAGAAAUUUUGUCUUUUAAUACAGAGCAACAAUAUUAAAUCAAUCACAAAAGCUGAUAUGAGUCAGUUUAUAAAUGUUGCUAGUUUUGAACUAAACCUUGCCGAUAAUGCUAUUGAGGAUACGGAACCAAACUUUCUAGUUGAUAUUAAACAAAUAAAAACAUUGUCUUUUGAGGGAAAUCCGAAGUUUGGUAAAACCAAUUUGAUGCACUUACUGAUAGGCCUAAAGGGAAAGUCUAUAUUCAAACUGGAAAUGACAGGGUGUGGCAUUGUAAUUGAUAAAUUCAAUUCAUCUAUUCUCAAGCCCCUUGAAAAUUCAAAUCUCCAA
Molecule: messenger RNA, 1332 nt
Organism: Owenia fusiformis
Lineage: Eukaryota; Metazoa; Annelida; Polychaeta; Sabellida; Oweniidae
Source: the annotation of a GenBank genome assembly